AUGCCCGUAGCAGCCGUCGGCCUGUUGGUCGUGCUCUCGGUCGAGAGCUUCAAAGCUUCGUCGCGCUUCUACUACAAGCGCAAGUCCAAAAAGCACGGCUACACAUCGCUGCGCACCGACUCGUUAGGCCGACCCAUCUCCGAGGACGGCAAACGGCUGUCCAAGAACGAAGCUAGAGCGCUGGCGGCGCACAACAAGGAAAUCCAACGCAUCCGCACCGCAGAACGUGAAUGGCGUGCCGAGGGGGAGCGUCUCCCCGCUUAUGCAGAGACGGACAACGACGCCAUCAUCCAGUCGUUGCGUCGGCCUAGUACCGCGCCGGCUUCAGGAAGGAGCUCGACGUCUGGGUUUAGACAUGUGGGCGAAGUGUCCCAAACAUCACUAGCAGCGGUGACGCCUGAAGCUGUCGUAGCGGCAUCAACACAGACUCCGGUCAGGCCAAGAGCGGUCAGCACCACUUCCGCCCCGCUGCUCAGCUCGACGCGCGCCGAGAGAGAGGCGAGAAAUGGCGACUUGGCUGUGUCUACUUUCCAGGCACUUGAUAGCGGCGCUUUUACCGUUCGCAGGCGUACGCAAACGCUCGUGUUGCCGUCAAUACCGAGCACCAACGAGUCGCCCGAGAUCGAAGAUAUCUUCCAGCACGAUGGCAUGGAUUGGCGAAGGGCCACUUGGGAGGCUCCCCCGCUGUACGAUCGUCUCCAGGCUGUCCCUGCGUAA
Molecule: messenger RNA, 717 nt
Organism: Sporisorium graminicola
Lineage: Eukaryota; Fungi; Basidiomycota; Ustilaginomycetes; Ustilaginales; Ustilaginaceae
Exons: 1
Coding region: 1-717 (238 amino acids)
Source: RefSeq, a predicted model, not a curated record